Nicotiana tabacum (common tobacco) is the source of this 778-nucleotide messenger RNA. RefSeq lists its product as uncharacterized. Gene Ontology annotation, molecular function: calcium ion binding. Gene Ontology annotation, cellular component: myosin II complex. NCBI's taxonomy places the organism in Eukaryota, Viridiplantae, Streptophyta, Magnoliopsida, Solanales, Solanaceae. The record is from RefSeq and is a predicted model, not a curated record.
CAAGCGUGUCUGUUUAUCUGACUUCCCACAAUUUACUUUUUGUGGAAAAUGUCGUAAUUACACCCUUUUAAAAGUAGGACAAAGUUUGGUAUAUGUGUAUCGUGUCCAAUUCUUCUCGUACUUCUCCAAAUUAAAGAGUUGUUCUAUUUUGCUUCAAAUUACGAUUUAGAGCAAUUAGCUAUGGCUGAUGCAUUGUCAGAAGAACAAAUUUCUGAGUUUCGUGAAGCUUUCUGGGUUAUUGACAAGGAUUGUGAUGGGGUGAUAAGAAUGGAGGAACUUGCGGCAGUAAUCCAAUCUUUAAAUGAACAUCCAACCAAGGAAGAGAUUCAAGAAAUGGUAAACGAAGUGGAUCCUGAUGGUGAUGGCACUAUUGAUUUUGAAGAUUUCUUGAAUAUCAUGGCUAGAAAACUCAAGGACAACGUAUCAGAAGAACUAAAAGAAGCAUUCAAAGUAUUUGAUCGAGAUCAAGAUGGAUUUAUUUCAGCUAAUGAGUUAAGAAAUGUGAUGAUGAAUUUGGGAGAAAGAUUAACAGAUGAAGAAGCCCAACAGAUGAUCAGAGAGGCAGAUCUUGAUGGAGAUGGUCUCGUUAGCUAUGAGGAAUUUGUUAAGAUCAUGAUUAUUUGAUUUUCUUGCUACUCUUCUUCUUCUUCUUCUUUUUUGUACAAUUCUCCUCUUCUAUUCUUUAGGAUUACUUACAGAUAAAUUAAACAUCUUUCUAUAGUUGUACCUUGUUAAUUCUCGUCGUUCACAUACGGCAUUUUGAUACAAAUAAAUAAAC